AUGUCUAUCUGCACACUGUAUGUGCGCAAUUUGAACGAACGGCUUUCGCACCAGAAGCUCCGCUCGGCGCUGGAGCAGCUGUUUAGCGAACUUGGCAUACCUAUCCAAGAAAUUAAGCUGUUCAAAAAUCUACAAUUAAGAGGACAGGCUUUUAUUACGCUAAAGUCGCACGAGGACUGCGUGCGUGCGAUUGAACACCUCAACACGAAAGUCAUUUUUGACAAGCCAAUGGACAUGUAUAUUGCGAAAACCAACAGCGACCUUGCGGUACAGGAACAUAUGGAACAGUCCGCGUAUGAGCAAUAUCUACAAGAACAGCGCGCACAGAGAUUGGAGAAACGAACCAAGAAACGCAAGUCGACGCUACAGACGCCUACGAUGGCUAAGAAACGCAAGAUUCCAGGAGCCAGGGCUGCAGAACCUCAUAAAAUCUUGUUGGUCACCAACGUCCCCAGCUCGGCUACCAGAGAUCAGGUGGAAUCUAUCUUCGAGAAGUUUACUGGUUUCCUGAACGUGAACAUCGUGCACAUCCGAAACCUCGCGCUUGUGGAAUUCCGCUCAGACCUUGAGUCGGCGCGGUGUCUGGAAAGUCUGGGAACCUCGAUAAAAAUCAAUGAUACAGACUGCUACCUACAGUUCGCCAAAAAAUAA
Molecule: messenger RNA, 651 nt
Organism: Ogataea parapolymorpha DL-1
Lineage: Eukaryota; Fungi; Ascomycota; Pichiomycetes; Pichiales; Pichiaceae
Product: U1 small nuclear ribonucleoprotein A
Exons: 1
Coding region: 1-651 (216 amino acids)
Cellular component (GO): nucleus; ribonucleoprotein complex; cytoplasm
Molecular function (GO): mRNA binding
Source: RefSeq, a predicted model, not a curated record